Messenger RNA from Conger conger (European conger), 4323 nucleotides. It is a transcript of the gene gk5, whose product is annotated as glycerol kinase 5. Gene Ontology annotation, cellular component: mitochondrion. NCBI's taxonomy places the organism in Eukaryota, Metazoa, Chordata, Actinopteri, Anguilliformes, Congridae. Gene Ontology annotation, molecular function: glycerol kinase activity. Gene Ontology annotation, biological process: triglyceride metabolic process; glycerol-3-phosphate biosynthetic process; glycerol metabolic process. Bases 620 to 2188 code for a protein of 522 amino acids. The record is from RefSeq and is a predicted model, not a curated record. The transcript has 16 exons.
CUGUCGUACUGUUGUUGCAGUUUAGAGUCAAAGGAGAGUAGCCUAUAUCACACACACACCUAGAUCCGGAGGCAUGCAGCGCUGGUUGGGAAAUUUGAAACUUCCCAGAGACUGCACCUGCACGGUUGGAGACCCGAACGCCUCCGUUGUUGACCGGGGAUAAUCUUCGAACUACAGCCGCUCUCAAAUGCAAAGGGGUGGGGGAUUUCUGUGCAGUAUUGACUCAGUUAAGUUUUGAACUGCUCCAACUAAGUCCACACAGCGCGCAUUGCUCAAUUCUUGAAGUAUUUGCGAUUCAGUAUGAGGCGGGCUAAUUAUACGGAAAACUCAAACAUCGUCUGCUGAUUAUUGGGAAGCUAAUGAUUUGCUGUUGUCGAAGAAGACUCACAAGUUAUGCUUUGUGAUGGAAAGGAUGUGCUGAGGUGAACUUGCUAAACACGAGGUUUCCUUGAACACGCGAUUAAACGGUUCGCGACCAGCAUCGGCUGUCACCUGCUAUAACCGCUUGUGAACUUGGUCUCAAUGAGCCUGGCUGGACGUAAGACUCGAUCUUUACUAGAGGGGGUGGUCUCCUUUCUUCAACGAAUGUGAGCCAUACAUUGAAUGAACUCACUUUAAAAUGGGAACACAGAGGAACGGCUUGAAAAGGGAAAGUUACAUUCUUUCAGUUGACGUGGGUACAACAUCUAUACGUUGUCACAUCUAUGACAAGAAUGCUGAAAUACGGGGAUCAUGCUCCAAAAAGGUGACCCUAAUAUACCCUGCGCCGGGGUGGGUUGAGAUGGACCCGGAAGCGUUGUGGCAGAGCUUCGUUGCCGUGGUGAAGGGCGCCGUGCAAGAAUCCGGUUUGCAAAUGGGACAGAUGGAAGCGCUGGGGAUAUCUACGCAGAGAUCGACCUUCACCACCUGGCACAGGAAGACCGGCCAACCGUUUCACAACUUCAUCAGCUGGCAGGACCUCCGGUCUGCAGAGCUUGUGGGGACCUGGAACCGGUCCUGCACCAUGAAGGCGAUUCAUGGGGUGAUGAAGAUGCUACAUGUCCUCACCAGACAGAAACGCUUCCAGGCAGCGAGCAUGGUGGUGUUCUCCACCCAACAUGUCACCAUGCGCCUGGCCUGGAUCCUGCAGCACUGCGCAGAGGUGAGGCAUGCGGUGGCGGAGGGGAAUUGCUGCUUCGGGACCAUUGACACCUGGCUGCUGUACAAGCUCUCUAAAGGCUCAUUUCAUGUCACUGACUAUUCCAACGCCAGCUCUACAGGGAUGUAUGACUCAUACCAGAUGUGCUGGAGCAGCCUCCUGUGCUCGCUGGUCUCUCUGCCGAUGUCCAUCCUGCCCACUGUGGUGGACACGGGGCAGAACUACGGGCCGUCGGACCCCAGCAUCUUCGGCGUGCCGAUCAGCAUCAUGUCUGUGAUGGCCGACCAACAGGCCGCCAUGUUUGGGGAGUGCUGCUUCAACACCGGCGACGUAAAGAUCACCAUGGGAACGGGCACCUUUCUGGACAUCAACACCGGGAACAAGCCACAUGCAUCUUGGGCAGGACUGUACCCUUUGGUGGGGUGGAAGAUUGGUCCGGAGGUGGUGUUCCUGGCAGAGGGGAACUCCGCGGACACGGGAACGGCCAUCAAGUGGGCGUGCGGGCUGGACCUGUUUUCGGACGUAAAGGAGACUGAGGCGCUGGCCAGCAGUGUGGAGGAUUCAGAUGGAGUGUGCUUCGUCCCGUCCUUCAGCGGCCUGCAGGCUCCGCUCAAUGACCCCGGGGCUUGUGCCUCCUUCAUGGGCCUGAAACCCUCCACCACCAAAAGUCACCUGGUCCGUGCCAUACUGGAGUCACUGGCCUUCAGGAACAAACAGCUUUAUGACAUCAUGGCUCGAGAAACACAAGUACCCAUCACCAGAAUCAGGGCGGACGGGGGUGUGUGUACCAAUGACUUCAUCCUGCAGCUGACCGCGGACCUUCUGGGGAAGAAGAUCGACCGGCCGACCCACUUCGACAUGUCCAGUCUGGGGGUGGCCUUCGUGGCCGGAUUACAAGUCGGUUUCUGGAGGAAUCGGGAGGAGCUGAAGCGUCUGCGGAGAUCAGACCGCAUGUUCCUGCCGCGGGACCUCCAGGGGCGCUACAGACCCGUCCUGCAGAGCUGGGAGAGGGCCCUGCAGCGCUCCCUGCGCUGGUACAGCAAAGCCUGACCCCGCCCAGGGGGCUCUGCGCUGCUGAACCUGAGGAGCCUCCGUGAACAUUCCCCCAUCCGUCUCCCGUACGCCCCGACAGCACCAACUGCCAAAGCGGAAUUUCUGGACAGGAUUUGAAAUGCUGGAAACCUAACUGACGCAGCUCCGCCUGGUUGAGAGCUUGUCCGGACGCGUCGGCGCUUCCGACGGCUCCAUUCCUCUACCUUAAUGAAGAUGGGUGUCGUGUUUACAGUGAUUAAUGAAUGAAUUAUCCGUGAAUGGAAGCCAUUCCGGUGCUAACUCUGGGUGAAUGAAUGAACAAUGAAUGAAUAAUGAUAUCUGUGACAACUCUGGGCAGGGAGGGGUUUCUGAAGCCAACUGACGUUUGCGGAACGACACUUUUUAUGACAUUCGUUUCUUUGACAUUAUUUCAGUUUUGGUGUAUGUUUUAGAUGGACACAAGACGGUCUUUGUGUGUGAUGAAGGAUACUUUCCCUCUUUUGAGGACCAUCUGGCUUUUUGGUGGAUGGUAAGUGGGCAUUUGGGUUAUAUCAAUAAUAUAAAAUAAUAAUAAUCAUUAAUAAUAUUACUAAUACUGAUAAUAUAAACUGUCCCUUUUAGUCCUUUCCCCUUCCAUCAGAAUAGACCAGAUGCUGCCUGAACACACAAGCUGUUUUUCAGACACUAUCAGCUACAGCUACGCACUACAGUGUGUGUGUGUAUGUGUGUGUAUGUGCGUGUGUGUGUAUGUGUGCGUAUGUGUAUGUGCAUGUCUGUGUGUGUGUAUGUAUGUGUGCGUGUGCGCGCGUGUCCACGCACGGAAACACUAGGCAUAGUAAAAUCCCCAACGAUUGCGACACAGGAACUCGUAUGACUGUUAUUUAUACCUUCUAUGGUGUAAUUUUCUCGUGUCCGUUUCUGAUAAUGGACGUUGUUUUUGUUUUUUUUUGUUUUUUUUUGGGGUGUUUUGGGUGUCGGUGAAUCUCACAGGUGCUCGGUGUCAAACGGGAACAGCUCGUUCCGGCUGCUUCGCCUCUUUUCGGGGCCUGUACUGAGUGCUAAUCCAGGCUCACCUCAGCCCUUUCCCGCUCACUCGCCGUGCUAGGUGAGAAUACGGACUUUAUCCUCGAUCCACGCUCGCGUAAAUCAUCGAGUUUACAACCUCUUGACAUUUCAGCAUGCUGUGCGGUCGUGAAUUCUUAAUACAUCACCAAAAAAAAGCCUCUUUUUUUUUUUUUCCCCCAUGGUCCGUGGUCAAUAAUAAGAUAUUUUCGGUGAGGCGUUGAGACCCACCAGACAAAGUUACACCAUGCAGUAUUCCCUCUGUACCCCCCACCGGUAUUCUCUUUACAAAUGUGUUAUAAAUGUCAGCAAUGUGUUUCAAAUAAAAUGUGAUGACUUUAGCAUUGAUAACCGCUUAGUAUGUACAGUAUCUAGAGGUAUUACCAUAAAAUCUCCUGCCCCUAUUCUACUAUCCUGUCCACAUCUCCCUUCCCUAUGUGGCUAUGGCUCAACAACGGCUUUUUGUCCUCAAACUUCCUACUUUUUUGUUUUAAGUGAAAACUUUUCCCUUCUGCUAUGCCUAACUGCACAAGAGUGCCACCAGGAUCAACGCCAUACAUUCAGUGUUUACAGAACGUUUGAGGAGCUGCCCUGCUGAAAUAAUUCAGCUCAAGCUAGGUUUUGAAACGGCUGGCAGCUGGCAUUUCAAGCUGGUCAUUGCUGGGUUUUACACCAGGGUAGUGCUGUGGGGAGGGGUGACAGACAGUGACAGUUAUGAGGUAACCAAGGAAACAAAAUUUAAAUGUGUUUGAUUGCUGUAGCUCCACAGGCCCGUUUUCGACCAAGGGCCAAGAUUUGGGGGGCUUCCUGUUUUGCGGAGGACUGCUUGGUCUUCCUAGAGAUAUCAUCUGAAUCACCUGAUGUGAUGAAGUGCUGUGCUUUUGUUUGAAUGAAAACGGGAGCAGCGUUCAGAUUGGAGUUCGUGAUUAUGCAUUCCGGAGACGUGGCCAUAUUCACGUCUCCCUCUUACUCAGAAAGGAAUUUCACCGAAUUGUUUCGGUUGUAUUCCCAGCACCUUUCACUUUCAGGAAUAUCUUAGCCAUGAUGUUGUAAUUAAGUUUUAAUUUGAUAAAUAAAACAUGAAAAUGUAA